AUGGGUUCCUUUCUGUCAACUGAGAAGCCCUACAGCCAAACACGGAAACGUAACCGAAGGGACGAUGAGGACAACCUCAGAUCCCAGAGAGUCAAGUGCCGGAGAAGUGACACUGGGACUCCACUGUCCUGCCCUGUUUCCCCAUCUGUAUCUGAAGAACCCUUUAAGUUGCAUUCAGCCAAAGUGGGGCGUUUUUCUCUGGCUGCCCCCCGCCAGAGAACUGACACUGGGAUUCCUUUUGUCCUGCCCAUUUCUCCAUCUCUAUAUGAGGGCCCCUUUCCCUUUGCCUGGCAUCCAGUCGAAGUGGGGCAUUUUUCUCUGGAUGCCCAGCGCUGUUACUGCGGAGAUGAUCACCAGCUGUGCUACUAUGCUCCACCCUCCUCCAGUAUCCCAUUUCCCAGAUUUGACCUGCUAGAUGGCUACCACGACCGCUACGUGCCAUGGAAUGAGGGUCUCCGUGAGGGACUGGGAAAAGUGCUGAAAUGGAUUGCCCAGAACAAUAAGCAGUUACAGGAUAAGGAGAAAAGGCAGCCAUUGAACGUCGACUAUGUGACGCUGCGGGGGCAUCUCACGAAAGUGCUGACUACGCCGUAUGAAACACGGCAGGGGUGGCAGCUCGCCGUGAGCCUCUUCUGUGGGACCCUUUACCUCAGCGAAAUUGUGCCUGAGGCUGUCCGGAGGCAGCGGAAGCAGUGCUCAGAGCGGGCCAAGCAGCAAACGUACAUGGGCUACAAGUUUGAGAAGUAUAUGUGUGCUGAUACCCAGAACGGGACUCCAGAUCCAAGUGCAGUUGUGAACACGCACGAAGCCUUCUGCACGGUCAUUCAGGUCCAGAUGGGAAGCCAUUCUCUACUCUUCUCAGCAGAAGUGGAUUGCACUGAUCCUCAGAGUCCCUGGCCUGAUCCCCCAGGGUGUUACAUGGAGCUGAAGACCACCAGAGCCAUGCAAAGCUGUGCUCAUCGGAGGAAUUUUUAUAAGUACAAGAUGAUAAAAUGGUGGGCCCAGUCCUUCCUCUCUGGAGUGCCGCGGAUUGUGGUUGGGUACCGGGAUGACAUGGAUUCUGUCGUAGAACUCAAGACCAUUAAGACUGCGAGUAUACCGAAGACUGCGAAGAAACUGAUUGGGGAAGAACAAAACUGCUGGAAGGCAAAGGUGUGUAUGAAUUUUUUCGUGUCAUUUCUGGAUUUUGUGAAGAAGGUGGUGACCACGGAUGAUCCAAAGUUGGUUCAUCUCUUUGAGUGGGAGCCAGAGGGCCCUGUUUCCUACACCGUGCAUCGGGACUCUGAAUAUACUUUCCUGCCUGAAUGGUACGUUAAGGCUAUAAAACGCGGACAAUCCGUCACUUCUGUAUGAUCUUCCUCAGACGCCCGUCUUGCCUGUUCCGAUCAUCAGAAGUUCCCACAGUGGCCCCGAGAGAACAGAACUGAACUUCCUCCCCAAGGACACUUCCCUGAUGGCUGUUAGAAAUACCAGGUCAAAGCUCUGCUCUUUUCAGAAGACCUUUAGGGGUUGUUUUUACUGGCUGAUUUAUUACUAUUUUGCUUUUAUGUUGCUGCCUGUUGUUUUUCUGACUGAUGACUAUUUACUGAUGUUCUUCUGCUGAGGUUUCUCUUGUGGUUUUUUAUGCAGAUCAGCUGGUUGUCAUGGUUACCCUCCAUUCUGUUAGCAUCUCUGUGAACAGUAAAGGUGGUAUAGAAAUAUUUUCAAGUUCACUGGGCUGCCCAUAUACAUGCUUUCCCCGUUGUGGCUCUCGCCUUAUGGAAUGGCCUGACUGAGGAGGUCAGGAAAGAUCCCCCUGAUCCCACCUUCCACAAA
Messenger RNA from Gekko japonicus, 1815 nucleotides. Its product is annotated as decapping and exoribonuclease protein-like. Gene Ontology annotation, molecular function: mRNA 5'-diphosphatase activity. The record is from RefSeq and is a predicted model, not a curated record. Gene Ontology annotation, biological process: NAD-cap decapping; nuclear-transcribed mRNA catabolic process. Bases 1 to 1353 code for a protein of 450 amino acids. Gene Ontology annotation, cellular component: nucleus; cytosol. NCBI's taxonomy places the organism in Eukaryota, Metazoa, Chordata, Lepidosauria, Squamata, Gekkonidae. The transcript is spliced from 7 exons.